AUCAGCAUCAGCAUCAGCAGGAGCACCAGCCAGCAGUAUAAGCAUUUGUUCUUCCUAGCCCACUUGACCACUUGCCUCCCUCCCUCCUUGUCCAGGGGGCGCACCGAACCUUCUCCCCCAGGCCGACUCAACCGCCGCCGUCCGCCAUCCCACCCAGGAAAGUGCACAGGCAGAAGCACAACCCCUGGUUUGAGCAAUCUGCCCGGAGCUUCUUCUUCAGCUGAGUUUCCUGAAUGGAUAGGCUCGACGGUUCUGCCCGCCUUAUGAUCGUUUCGGAUCUUGACCAGACCAUGAUCGAUCACCAUGAUCCGGAGAACCUGUCCUUGCUUAGGUUCGAGGCGCUCUGGGUGGCUGAGUUCUCCCAAGAUUCUCUUCUGGUCUUCUCGACUGGAAGAUCUCCGAUCAGUUACAAGGGUUUGCGGAGAGAUAAGCCUUUGAUCACUCCGGACAUCACUAUUUUGUCUGUGGGAACUGUUAUAGCUUAUGGUGAAGAGAUGAUACGUGAUGUUGACUGGGAGCAAUAUCUGAACAACAAUUGGGAUAGGAAUAUUGUUGUUGAGGAGACAAAUAAGUUCCCUCAGCUAAAACCUCAGGCAAAGAGGAAUCAGGGGCCCCAUAAGGUAAGCUUUUUUGUUGACAAGCAGGGUGCUCAGGAAGUAAUGGAUUCUCUCCCUCAGAAGCUGGAGAAACGUGGGCUAGAUGUGAAAAUUAUCCACAGUAGCGGUGAGGCCCUCGAUGUAUUACCACAAGGUGCAGGAAAAGGGCAGGCUCUUUUGUACUUGCUGAAGAAGUUCAAUUCACACGGGAAACCACCGAGCAACACUCUUGCUUGUGGUGACUCUGGAAACGAUGCAGAAUUAUUCAGUGUCCCAUCUGUCCAUGGCGUCAUGGUCAGCAAUGCCCAAGAGGAGCUGCUUCAAUGGUAUGAAGAAAAUGCAAAGGAUAAUCCUAAGAUAAUUCAUGCAACUGAGAGAUGUGCUGCCGGUAUCAUGCAAGCUAUUGGACACUUCAAACUGGGACCUAAUAUUUCUGCAAGAGAUCUCGAGUUCCCUUAUCGGAAGGUAGACACCAUCAAGCCUGCAGAUGUGGUGGUGAAUUUCUAUGUUCUCUAUGAGAAGUGGCGGAGGGGUGAGGUUCCAAAGUCUUCAUCAAUUGUGCAGUACUUGAAAAGCAUUACUCAUUUGAAUGGAACAAUUAUUCAUCCUUCUGGAUUGGAGCGUCCUCUGCAUGCAUCCAUUCAUGCGCUGAGUUCAUGCUAUGGUGACAAACAAGGCAGGAGGUUCCGGGCAUGGGUGGACAGACUAGUUACAUCACCGAUUGGUACAAGUAGCUGGUUGGUGAGGUUUGAUAAUUGGGAAAUGGAAGGUGAUGCACGGUAUUGCUGCCGAACAACUCUUCUGCUGAAUAUGAAGCCUGAGACUCCAGAGGGCUUGGAGCUGACACACAUCCACAAGACCUGGCUUGAUGGACACUCUGCAGGGAGUGAGCACACAUUCAUCUUAUAGAUCAUUUGUAAUGUGCACAUAGGCAUACAAUUUUUUGCUUCAGGAGUCCAGAUAGAAUAAGAAUGUACUCCCAGAGAGGGCUUGACGCUCUUGGUAAUUCCAUGUACAAAAAAAAUGUUCUAUGAUUCUAUCUCAUGAAGUUCAUGAGAUCCAUAAAUUAACAGAAGCUCUUGCCUCUUGUCUCAAA
Messenger RNA from Phragmites australis (common reed), 1692 nucleotides. Its product is annotated as probable sucrose-phosphatase 3. Bases 234 to 1505 code for a protein of 423 amino acids. The record is from RefSeq and is a predicted model, not a curated record. Lineage: Eukaryota; Viridiplantae; Streptophyta; Magnoliopsida; Poales; Poaceae. Gene Ontology annotation, biological process: sucrose biosynthetic process. The transcript is spliced from 9 exons. Gene Ontology annotation, molecular function: magnesium ion binding; sucrose-phosphate phosphatase activity.